Molecule: messenger RNA, 1102 nt
Organism: Eruca vesicaria subsp. sativa (arugula)
Lineage: Eukaryota; Viridiplantae; Streptophyta; Magnoliopsida; Brassicales; Brassicaceae
Source: the annotation of a GenBank genome assembly
CAACCAUGUCUGAAAGUGUAGAUGAUGUCGUUCUUCCCCGUUUCUUCAAGGUCUUCCUCUCAGAAACGUCUUCUGAGUUAAUGGCGCUUCCAAUGUCUUUCAUUGAGCAUCUUGAAGACCCACUGCCACAAACGGCUAAGCUCCAAGGCACUGGAGGUGGUGUUUGGACUGUUAACUUCAAGAAGAUACGUGACUGUGCGUAUUUCACUUCAGGGUGGUCCACGUUUGCAGAGGACCAUAAGCUCAAGGACGGGGAGUUCUUGACCUUUGUCUACGACGGUUCCCACACUUUUGAAGUCAGUGUCUUUGGUCGUUCUGGUUGUAAGGAGAUAAGAGCUGCUGUGGAGACAGUUGACCUCUCUGAUGCUAGUUCCGACAAAGAAGAAGAAGAAGAAGAAGAAGAAGAAGAAGAAGAAGAAGAGGAGUCUUCCAUGGAUGAUGAUUCUGAUGAGGAAGAAGAAGAAAGUGAUGAUGAUUCUUCUUUCAUUGCUGGUGAAGAUGAUGAAAUCAGCCAGAGUAUCUACCCUGUUGGCAGUGAAGACACCGCAUCAAAUGCUGAAGUUGUUGCAGGGUUUUCCAAUUUGGAGGUGGAGUCUAAUCCAUGCUUUACUACCACCCGCAAGAACAGGAUAUAUGAGCUGUUGAUUCCUGCAACUGUGGUGAAAGAACAUGGACUUACAUUUUGUAACCGCCUCAAGUACAUUGAUGGAGAAGGGAUCUUGUAUGGGGAUAAAGGGAAAUGGUCUGAUGACAGGAUUUGCUUCAAAGGAUGGGACAGGAUUUGUAGAAGGAACAGGCUUAAAGAGAAUGAUCGUGUCCACUGCGAGAUGCUUCAUAUCAGGAAGAAAGUUCACUCCAUCAAGAUCACAGUCACUCGUGGUCGUGGUUGAAUCACUCACCAUCAUCAUCAUCCGCUCAUCACCAUCACUCAUCAUCACCACUUAUCACCAUAACUAUCUAUGUCUUUUGUUUGUUUUAGGAGUGUUGUUGUUUUCCUUCUCAGGUUUUAUCUUAGUAGUACUUUCUUUAUCCCCAAGAAUGUGUGUGAACUUAUUGAUGUUUCAAGUUGUACUUUGAAUGCUUAUUAUGUAAUGCAUCUAUG